Molecule: messenger RNA, 2538 nt
Organism: Cydia strobilella
Lineage: Eukaryota; Metazoa; Arthropoda; Insecta; Lepidoptera; Tortricidae
Product: aldo-keto reductase AKR2E4-like
Exons: 6
Coding region: 178-1095 (305 amino acids)
Cellular component (GO): cytosol
Molecular function (GO): aldose reductase (NADPH) activity
Source: RefSeq, a predicted model, not a curated record
ACAAGUGUAGCAAGAACCCAUUCUUAUUAUUUUGUAUACGAAGCUAAAAUCAUAAAUUUAUUUUAUACAUUGCAAGCAAUAAAAACUUAUCUGUAUCACAUUUUUAACCUUGUUAAUGAUAAGCCAGGAUUGCUUCAAUUAAUUCAUUUGUGUUAAUUGACUCAGUCAAUUUACACCAUGGUUGUAGAAGUGCCGAAAAUUCAAUUAGGAAAUGGACAGACGAUGCCGAUUGUCGGACUUGGCACUUACGCGCGUAAAGCAGAGCCAGGCCAGUACCGGCAAGCAGUAGAGUGGGCUAUCGAGGCAGGGUACCGGCACAUAGACACCGCCUCCAGCUACCACAAUGAGGAGGAGGUUGGGCAGGGAAUAGCGAAUGCCAUCAGCAAGGGACUUGUUACUCGACAGGAGCUGUUUGUCACUACCAAGUUGUGGAAUGAUUGCCACGCCGAGGCUGAUGUUAUCUCGGCACUGGAGAAGUCCUUAGCGAGGCUGAAACAGGACUAUGUAGACCUGUAUCUUGUGCACUGGCCCAUCUCUGUUAAUGCUUCAGGAGAGGACAUGGGUAUCGACUACCUGGAAACCUGGCGCGGAAUGGAAGAAGCCGCGCGUCGGGGAUUAGCGCGUGGCAUCGGUGUAUCUAACUUCAACGCCGACCAGCUGCAGCGAGUGAUACGGGUUGCACAGAUAAAGCCUCUUGUGAAUCAGAUAGAGAUAAACCCGACGCUGACUAACCACGAUCUGGUCGACUUUUGCAAAGCCAACGGCGUAGUCCCAGUAGCGUUCACCGCGCUAGGGCUGCUAUCGGAGGCUCGGCCAGAGUUUGCAGACAAGGAUGUUAUAAAGACGGAUGCGGCACUUGGCCGUGUCGCCGAACAGCAUGGGAAGACCAGGGCACAGGUCGUACUUAGAUAUCUGAUCCAACGCAGCAUCCCCGUUAUCCCGAAAUCUUUCACGCAGUCUCGUCUAGCAGAAAACCUGAACAUCUUCGACUUUGAAUUGAGCCCCGCCGACAUGGACGUAGUCAACUCUUACAAUAUCAACCACCGCUGCGUGCCUGCCACGGGAUUCGCUAAGUUCAAGAAUUACCCUUUCUAAUUUAUAGUAACUACAGUUUAAACCCAGGUAGCAAAGUGACGUCAGCGACGUCAUAAUGACGUCAUUAUGGCGUCAUAAUGACGUAUAAAUGCUGUUAGGGAAUCUACUAUAGUUUUACUAUACUUUUAUCUCAGGCGACUGGUGAAAUAGUUGCGAAUUUAUAUACUCCGUUUUUUUAGCAUCAUAAAGAACUACACUGCAGGUGCCCUGUGACUGGUGCCUGGUGACAUGGUUGUCAUUUCUUGUAUUUAGUUGUAAGUAGUUGUUUAAAUGCACUUGAAUUUAGUAGGAUUAGCUAUAUAAUACAACGACCCUGGGGUCCCUGGGGGCCUAGCUAAGAUGACAAUCGUUGAUAGAAGACGACAAUCGAACAAAAAUUAUGUAUGGAAAUAAUCGCGUGAUUUUUCGUAGCAUCAUGUCAUCCCGACUUUUUAGGGUUCCGUACCUCAAAAAGUAAAAAGGGAACGGUCUGUCUGUCUGUCCGUCUGUCACAGCCCAUUUUCUCCAAAAGUACUGAACCAAUUAAUUCGAAAUUCGGUACACAUAUGUAAGUUUGUGACCCAAAGACGGUAAACAAAUGAAUUUUAAACAUGGGGGCCAUUUUUGGGGGGUAAAUGAGAAAAUUAAGUAAGUUUUUCAAUCUAUAUCCUGUUACAUAUUAAUAAAAGAGCUCAUUUUGAGAAUCUCAUAUAUAUAGGUAUAUUGUAAUUUUAAAAAUAAAUAGUUUAGAAGUUAUUUAAGAAAAGAGCCAAAAAUGACCACCCCACCCUCCCCCCCGUUUUCUCCGAAACUAUUGGGUCUAGAAUUUAAAAAAGUCCCGACUCGCACUUGGCCGGUUUUUCUAUUCGUUUAGCGUUUGUCGAUGUAUUGUCCUGAGGCUAGGCCCUCUAGACUGUGCAAUGUAGACCUGUAGAAUGUAGGUAAAUUGUUCUCUAAGAACACUAUUGCGAAGAAUUUAGUUAGUUUUAACUAUAUACAAUUUUACAUGUAGUAUUUAAGAAACAUCACGAAUUACACUAUUCUAUACGUAGAUAGGUACUCAUAUAGUUAUUUAGGAUACAAGUGCGGAAAAGAGGAAAUUCGAAACGAGUGGCGAUAAAUUAAAACACUACCGCAGGGAGUGUUUUAAAUGGACAUGAGUUGCGAAUUACCUAUUCGCACGUGUAUCGUACAACGUUUUACAGUACGAAUGCCCUUUAAACUUUCGACAUAUGCACGAAAAGUGCUCUAUUACGCACUAGUGCGAGAAAGUAGCACCAUAUGUACUGUAAAAUAUUUCACAGUACAUAUUUUGCUACUUUACCGCACUAGUGCAAUAAUUAGCACAUUACGCAACUAUGUCGAAAAUUUAAAUGGCCAUAUGUACUGUAAAACGUUGUACGAUACAUGUGCGAAUUUCCUAUUUUUCGCACUUGUAUCGUAAUACACUAUUUUUACCGCAAU